Messenger RNA from Cottoperca gobio, 2803 nucleotides. It is a transcript of the gene grpr, whose product is annotated as gastrin-releasing peptide receptor. Bases 506 to 1408 code for a protein of 300 amino acids. Gene Ontology annotation, molecular function: neuropeptide receptor activity. Gene Ontology annotation, cellular component: plasma membrane. The record is from RefSeq and is a predicted model, not a curated record. The transcript is spliced from 5 exons. Gene Ontology annotation, biological process: G protein-coupled receptor signaling pathway. Lineage: Eukaryota; Metazoa; Chordata; Actinopteri; Perciformes; Bovichtidae.
GCAAUGAUUCCUCCAGUUAAGGCAGUGUUCAUGGAAGCUGCAGGAUUGAAAGAAGAAGACAAAGAAGAAUUGUUGAAAAUGUGCAUUUAUUGGAAAUACUAAAUUCUCAGACUGUUCCUGAAAAGCUGCUAUAUGAAGCUUUCUCUCACGUGGCAUGACUGAGAGGGUGAUGUUGCAGGUACUAGAGCGGAUCUUGUUACUUGAGGUGCAGACGUAGUAUCCUGAUGCAUCUUUAGAGAUAUUGUAUAAAGACAAGAUGCCUCCCUCUGAAAGACAAAAAGACAUACACACAACGAUGCCAUCAAUGCGCUCAAUCAAUAAUCAACUCUUUGUUGGUGUUCAGAAACUAAACAGUGCUGAGCCUCAAAACAUCUUAAAAGUGUUGGUUUGUGUGUGCUGCACACCACCCUGUGGUUCACCUUUGGUCAUCAAACAUGGCUGAGAUUUGACUCGGAAGUGGCCGAGUGACGGAGGUUAAGCUUCCAACUUGUAUCAAGUGCAAACUAUGGUCGUACAUUUGCAGAGGGAACCGGAGCCGAUUAGGCCUAUUUGCAUUGAAACCCGACAGCAACCUGUGAGAGAUGCGCCCAAUGGGUGCGCCCGCCGCGUCUGGACAACAGACAGCGCUCCCCGCCAAUCACUGCAGCUCCUGCAGUUCAGGUACAGGGCCAUCGUGAAGCCCCUGGACAUCCAAACAUCAAGCACAACUACCAGCAUUGUCCUGCGGGCGGCGCUCAUCUGGCUCUUCUCCCUGGUCCUGUCUAUCCCCGAGGCCAUCUUCUCUGACCUCCACACCUUCAAUGACACCUCCACUAAUGAGAGUUUCGUCACCUGCGCCCCUUACCCACAUGCUGGAGAACUGCACCCUAAGAUCCACUCCAUGGCCUCCUUCCUCAUUUUUUACGUCAUUCCCCUGCUGAUCAUAUCCAUGUACUACACCUUCAUUGCCCGGAGCCUGAUGAGGAGCGCCUCAAACCUGCCUGUGGAGGGGAACGUGCAUGCAAGACGACAGGUUGAAUCAAGGAAGCGCUUGGCCAAGACUGUUCUGGUGUUUGUUGGCCUCUUUGCCGUGUGCUGGCUCCCCUGUCACGUCAUCUACUUAUACCGCUCCUAUCACUACUCCCAGGUGGACACUUCCCUUGUUCACCUUGUAUGGAGCAUUGUAGCUCGUAUCCUGGCUUUCACCAACUCCUGCCUCAACCCCUUCGCCCUUUGCCUGCUGAGCGAGACCUUCCAGAAGCAGUUCAACCAGCAGCUGUGUUGUUGCUGUCGUAUGAUCCUCAAGCACUCCUCACAGAGCCCGACUCAUUAUAACACACAUGUGACGUCUGUCCGCAGCACACAUCACUCUAUGGCGAGUCUGAGCAUGGUCAAUGGCAGACGGGUCUAUCGGGAAGAAUGUGUGUAAGGGAAGUGUGUGUGUGUGUGUGUGUUUUUGUGUGUUAAACUUAUUCAUUUAAUUUCAGAGCAGUUUGUUUUUUACAAGCUAACUGCGAUAUUGUGCAAGCAUUAUUUAAAAAGUCUCAGUGCAUUCUUUGCUUUUGAGUCAGUGACCCCGUAAUUAUAUAUACUCUCUGUUUUCACAAAACGUUUUGAUCAUAAGAGCCAUGUAUAAAGAUAUAUAGUUGAAUUAUUGUACCUAAAGGAUACUCCAUUAUUUAAAUACACACUUCCAUUAAGUGUGGGGGAUUGAGGUAGACUUUAUUAUCGUUAUUAUUAUAAGAACUAUGGUCAUCAGGGCAGCAGAGUAUUAGUAUGGGUCAAACACUGGACCCUACAUUGUCCAACUCUGUCUCCAAGAAAAUUUAAAUGUAUAAUACAAAUUUGCUUUCCCAAUUACAACGUGCUGCCUGGAUUAUAUUCACAGGAAACUGUUUAACAACAGAAAGUGUAACAUUUUUGUGCCACAUGGCUGUCCUGAGGACACCGUAGACUGGUGGAGUCCUACGUAACAAAGUACCCCUAAUGAAAUAAAAUAACCUAAAUCACAACCAUUGGCACCUUUUUAUGAUAAAUCAGAUACUUUUGCUAUGAUGUUGCCAAAAGAUAGAAGUGAGUGAGUCAGUGUGCUUUAUUUAAUAUGUGGUAUCUUUUUAUAUUGCUGGAGAUUCUCCUGAAUAUUGAUGUAUACUAUUAUGCCUGCACCGUUUGUGUAUAAUCUUUCUAAAUGUUUGCUGAGAUGAUAAUGUUAAGUGUACCUUAAGAGAUGUAUUUUAAAUGUUAGCACUCUGGUUACGUCAUGUUUAUUUAACUGUGACUCAGGUGUACACGGUGUGUAAAAUGAACAGUGACUGUAAAUGCAUGUGUUAAAAAUCACAUUGCCCUUUGGUAUUGGAUUACGCAAUGUGUGUUUAUAUUGUUUGUGGUGUUGUGCGUUUAUGCAAUUAACGCGCAGUUCUCAAGGAAAUUUAUUUGACAGACUAGCUUAAACACAUAACACCGUGCAUUCCUCUUUCCAGUAGAAGAGAGUGAUACAAAAUCAAUAAAAAUUGCAUUCAAAUUAGUGUGCACUUUGUCACUUUCUACAUAUUGAAAGUGGAUCCUCAUGUGGGUCUUUGUACUUAGUUUAUGUUUAGAGUUUGAAUCCUGUUGACUGUGUAUACUACACGUAGUUUCUGCUCACUGGACAGGAUUAUUUUGCACUGUCACAUGCUAGAUUUACAGUCACCAUGAUACACCGCAAUGUCCUAAUUUGGUGUUUCAUAGAGGGAGAGGAUUAUGCCCAGGCUUGUUAUGAGUGGGUGUAUAAAUCAGUCUGGAUAGCGUUUGUUUAAUUAUGGUGUAAGCACCUUGCCAAAUUUGU